Mugil cephalus (flathead mullet) is the source of this 9037-nucleotide messenger RNA. It is a transcript of the gene ralgapa2, whose product is annotated as Ral GTPase activating protein catalytic subunit alpha 2. Bases 164 to 6367 code for a protein of 2067 amino acids. Gene Ontology annotation, cellular component: nucleus; cytoplasm. Gene Ontology annotation, molecular function: GTPase activator activity. NCBI's taxonomy places the organism in Eukaryota, Metazoa, Chordata, Actinopteri, Mugiliformes, Mugilidae. The record is from RefSeq and is a predicted model, not a curated record. Gene Ontology annotation, biological process: regulation of small GTPase mediated signal transduction; positive regulation of GTPase activity. The transcript is spliced from 42 exons.
CCCACAAAGAAAGAAAAAAAGGGACACAGCGGCGUCCGUCGGCUCGGGUGAAUGUUUACCGAGCGAGCCUAGGGUGGUGAGGAAAGUGACAGUCACACCGGAGCCUUGGCGUAUGGUGAAGCACGGGUGAUUUCAGCUUCCACGGUUGCAUUUUUACAGCGGAAUGUUCACGCGAAGGGGGCAUGGAGACGUCAAGAAAUCUACACAGAAAGUUCUGGACCCAAAGAAGGAUGUUCUGACCCGGCUCAAACACCUCCGGGCUCUGCUAGAUAUUGACAAGAGUGAACUGAAGGCAUUCUUUGAGAGCAACUGUUCUCAGAUUUAUUUUAUCUUCUAUGAAAAUUUCAUUACACUGGAAAGCAACCUAAAACAAAAAGGGAACAAAUCUCAAAGGGAGGAGCUGGACUCUAUCCUCUUUAUUUUUGAAAAAAUUCUUCAACUUCUGCCUGAGAAAAUCUACAACCGAUGGCAGUUUCACAGUAUAGGUUCUAUUCUGAAAAAGCUUCUACACACUGGAAAUUCAUUCAAGAUCCGCUGCGACGGGAUCCGUCUGUUCCUGCUGUGGCUGCAGGCUCUGAGGGACAACUGCGCAGAGGAGCAGUUCCUCAUCUUUGCCUGUCUGGUGCCAGGAUUCCCCGCUGUACCCUCCUCCAGAGGGCCCUGCACGCUCGACACCAUCAUUUACAACCCGUUCUCUAACCCCCCAGAUGCCAAGGUGGUGCCUGAGGAGAUCACCCCCCUGGUUCCAGCCGUGGUGGGAGAAAAAACUGCAGAUGACCCCACGUGCUACAUCCUCGAAACACUGCUCAAGUACAUGGUAAUCCAGGCAUCCAGUUUAGAGUGGAGGAACAAGGAGAACCAGGACACAGGCUUCAGGUUUCUCUUCAGCCUGUUCAAGAAGUACUAUCUUCCACACCUAUUCCCCUCAUUCACCAAGCUCACCAACCUCUACAAGCCUUUGUUAGACCUCCCCCACCACAGACCAAAACCGCUGUACGUGCCAGUGACGCGGAACAAUGAGAGCACCUUCUGCACCAGGGAUCAGUACCUGGCACCCCGUGUGGCCUUCAUCACCUGGCUGGUCACCUUCUUCCUGGAGAAGAAGUACGUCAGCAGUGCUGCUGCGGCGCAGAGCGCCAAGAACGGCACAGAGGUCAUUCCCAAGCUCAUCCAGACUGUCACUCCAGGCAGCAUUAGCCAGGAGAAGGAUAGGACAUCGGUUGGGGAUACAAACGGGCCAGCGGGGGAGCCUGACAAGAGCCACUCCAACAGCAGCACGCUGUCAGAUCGACGGCCCAGCGACUCCAGUUUGUGUAGCAUCGAGGAGGAGCACCGUCAUGUCUAUGACAUGGUGCAGUCCAUCCUGCUGUCCACCAGGGACAAUGUGAAUUUUGUCAACGAGGUCUUCCACCAGGCUUUCCUGUUGCCGUCUUGUGAGGCUUCAGCAACCAGGAAGGUGAUCAAAGUGUACAGGAAGUGGAUCCUGCAGGAGAAGCCCAACUUCAUGACAGAGCCUGACACGACUACACAGGAAGAUGAAGUGGACGACAGCUCUGAACAGAUAAUCUGUACACAGGCAAACAGCAUACACGCACAAAUGUUGGAGAGUCAUGGUCACAGACGGUCGUCAAGCUGGGGACGGACCUACUCGUUCAGCAGUGCCAUCAACCGAGGCUUUCUCACCGAGGAGCAGAACAGGGACGUCAAGGCUGGCAUCCAGCCCACACUACAGGUGUUCCUGACCAACUCAUCCAACGUGUUCCUGUUGGAGCCCUGCCAGGAUGUCGCUAAACUCCUGGAUAAUCAGGUUGAGGUGUGCAAGGGCGUUCUCAGCAUAUACCGGCACAUGAUCAUGGAGCACACCAUGAACACACAGACGUGGGAGCAGAUGCUACAGGUACUACUGAGAAUCACAGAAGCAGUGAUGAAGAGGCCACAGGAAAACCAAAGAAAAGACAUCUUUGCAGAAAGUUUAGCCUCUAUACUAUUUAGGACCAUCAUUGUGGCGUGGGUACGAGCCAACUUGUGCGUGUUCAUCUCCCGGGAGCUAUGGGACGAGCUGCUGGCAGUGCUGUCUUCUCUUACCUGCUGGGAGGAGCUGGUGACGGAGUGGGCCAGCAUCAUGGACUCGCUGACGGCUGUGCUGGCACGCACCGUUUACGGCCUGGACAUGGCCAGCCUGCCUCUGGACAAACUCAGCGAGCAGAAGGAGAAGAAGCAGAGAGGACGCGGAGUGGUUCAGGAUUCCCAGAAGGUAGCAGCGGUCGCGCGCUCUUUCUCUCUGAGUUGGAGGAACCAAGGGGAGCAGAGCGGGCCAGGAGUCCAGGAGCCCAUGAGGAUUCGCUCGGCCACUACUUCAGGAGCGCCCGGUGUGGAGAAGGCGCGGAACAACGUCCGAAUGAAGGCCUCCGCUAAGCGAAGCCAGUCCAUCAGCAACUGUGUUCAUCUAUACGAGGCUAUACCCACUACUAAAAGCGUUCCUAUGCUGCUCCACACUGUGAGCUCUUUCUUGCCUGGUAUCUCUUCUGGUAACUCUGCUUGCUCUCACAGACUCUCAGAUGUGGAGGAGGGUCAGCUGUCAGAAUGUGGGGGAGAGGAGGAGUUGGGAGGCAGGGAAAGCCCACUGCCACGUAGCAGCAGCACGUCAGACAUCACCCAACAGCUGUCUGACACUUUGCCAGCCCAGAAGAGAGAGUGCUCCCCCACUUCCUGUGGUUCUGAUAGCAGGACGUCUGAGGGCAGGAGAGAGGGCAGCGAGCUGCCAGUAAUCCUCAUCCAACCAAGCAGUAGUCCAGCUGAGACAGAGUGCACUGCUGAGGGACAGGCAAACUUCACGAGGCCCAAGCUCAGAGAAAAAAGCGAGAGCAUAAGUAGCGAGACGUCCAACGGCUACCUCAAUGAAGCCGAAGUUACCUGGCAGGCGUUUGAUGAGGAGGCUGACACUCAGUCCACACAGUCGGCCCACAUGGACGUGACAACCGAUCCCCAGAGCCAGGGGAGUCUGCUGCUCAGCCACAAUGAGGCUCUAGCAGGUCCUGAGUGUGCCUUCCCUCCCCACUCUGCACCCCCGUCCUACCACCACCACCACUACCCCCAGAACCCCCCCGCUUCACCAGCCCUGCUGGUGCACACAGAGUGCCCACGGGACUACCCCCUGGACGACACCAUGCAUCAGUCUGUCUUACACAUGCCACACCACUUGGACAGCAGUGAGUGUCUGGCUGACGAUGUCAGCAUCAUUGCUGGUGGGACUCUGACUGGUUGGCAUGCCGACUCUGCCUUCGUCCUGUGGAGGAGGAUUCUGGGUAUCCUGGGAGACGUCAACAAUAUCCGCUGCCCAAAAAUCCAUGCCAAGGUCUUCUCCUACUUAUAUGAGCUGUGGCACAAGCUCGCUAAGAUCAGGGACAACCUUGGGAUAAGUGUGGACAAUCAGUCCUCUCCUCCCCAACCGGUCUUCAUCCCUCCUCUUCGAAUGUUCGCGUCCUGGCUCUUCAGGGCCACCAUGCUGCCAGCAGAAUACAAAGCUGGCAAGCUGCAGGCCUACAAGCUGAUCUGUGAGAUGAUGACCAGGCACCAGGACGUGCUGCCCAACAGCGAUUUCUUGGUGCACCUCUACUACAUCAUGCACAAGGGAUUCACCAGCGAUGACCAGGAUGUUUUGAACACCAUCAUCCGGUCCUGCUCCCCUCGAUUCUUCUUCCUCGGCCUGCCGGGUUUCACCAUGCUGGUGGAGGAUUUCAUCACUGCCGCUGCCCGUGUCCUCACCUCGAACUCCUCGGAGGCUCCGAGGAUGGAGGCUCAGACGAUCCUGGGCUCCCUCGUGUGUUUCCCCAACCUUUACCUCCAGAUUCCUGUACUGCAACACUCUGAGGACAUCAAUGUAAGCAGUGAGGAUAUCAAGAAUUAUCUGGUGAACAUCCUACUGGAGACGGCAACCAAGGAACACACUGAAGGGGCGAGGUGCAUCGCCGUGUGCAGCCUGGGCCUGUGGGUGUGCGAGGAGCUCAUGCAAAAGAGCAUUCACCAUCGGGUUAAAGAUGCCAUCAAUGUGCUGGGAGUAACACUAAAGUUUGGGAACAAAGCAGUGGCUCAAGUGGCCUGUGACGUGUUCCAGCUUCUCAUCUGUCAUUGGGAACAUCUCCAGAGGAUGGAGUCCACUCUCCCCAAGAAAAUCAUUGAGAUCUUUGUGGCCACAAUAGCCUUUUUGUUGCCGAGCGCCGAGCACUCAACAGUGGAAGCAGACAAAAAGUUGAUGGUGUCGCUGCUGCUCUGUCUGCUGGACUGGUGCAUGGCUGUUCCCCUGAGCUUGCUGCUGGAACCCAUCACCAUGUCUUCUCUGGAGGGCAAUACAUCCCAGAAGGCCCCGCUGUUAGACUAUAUUUACAGGGUGCUGCACUGCUGUGUGUCCGGCUCCAACCUGCACACCCAACAGAGCCACUAUCUCCUCAGUCUGUCAGACUUGUCCAGUGACUAUGACCUCAUGUUGGGUCAGGUUAAGUGCUUCGAGCCACCACCCUCCCAGGCAACCACCACAGAUUUUGGCAACCUGCUCACAGUAGCUGAGGAAAAGCGGCGGCGGAACAUGGAGCUGAUACCUCUGACGGCGCGGAUGGUCAUGACACACCUGGUGAACCAUCUGGGCCAUCACCCUCUGAGCGGUGGACCUGCACUCCUCCACAGCCUAGUGAGCGAAAACCACGACAACCCGUAUGUGGAGUCGUCCGAGCUUUCCUCCGAGGUCUUCAAAAGCCCCAACCUGCAGCUUUUUGUCUUCAACGACAGCACGCUGGUGUCCUACCUACAGAUCCCAGCAGAGACGCCCACAGUCGGACAGCCACCCGAGCCUUCCUCCCAAGUCCGUAUCAUUGUCCGGGACAUCUCGGGCAAAUACUCUUGGGAUGGCGCCAUCCUCUACUGCACCGCUCAAGAAGACUCUGUUGAUGUUUUUACUGCAGGUGACAUUCCUCUCUCAACGACCACUGCACUCUCUCGUAGCAAAAGCCAGCCCACCUCUCCAGUAAAGGAACCAUACAAGAGUCACUUCUCAGACUCUCCCUCCAACUGUUGCGAGGAGGAUGAAGUAGAUGUUCUCGAUAAGCUUUUGGAGGAUCUCGGCCACAGCAGCCCAGAAUGCCUGCCCCACCCUCGACUCAGGCUCAACCAGCCCGCCCCGUCCCCUCACGGCAUGAACCUAGAGCAGGAGAAGGCCAUCCUGGAAGCCAUUCUCCGUCAGACUCAACAGGAGGAGGAGCAAGUGAGGAGGUGGGAUGCUGAUGUAAGCUUUCGGGCUGCCUGCCAGAGGGAACCCUCGCAUCAGGAACCAAAAGCGCCUUUCUACUUCUGCCGGCUGCUGCUUAAUGACCUUGGCAUGAACUCUUGGGAUCGCAGGAAAAGCUUCCAUUUGCUGAAGAAAAAUUCUAAACUACUAAGGGAACUGAAGAACUUGGACUCCAGGCAGUGCCGGGAAACACACAAGAUCGCCGUCUUCUACAUCGGAGAAGGCCAAGAGGACAAAUGCUCCAUCUUGUCCAACAGCGCAGGCAGCAAGGCCUACGAAGACUUUGUGUCUGGGAUGGGAUGGGAGGUUGACCUGGCCUCACACUGUGGCUUCAUGGGCGGCCUCCAGAGGAAUGGCAGCACUGGCCUAACUGCUCCUUACUAUGCUACCUCCACCGUGGAAGUCAUUUUCCACGUCUCCACACGUAUGCCAUCCGAUUCUGAUGACAGCCUCACCAAAAAGCUGCGUCACCUGGGAAAUGAUGAGGUGCACAUAGUGUGGUCCGAGCACACCAGGGACUACAGACGUGGCAUCAUCCCAACUGACUUUGGAGACGUGUUGAUAAUCAUCUACCCGACGAAGAACCACAUGUAUUUCAUCCAGAUCUUGAAGAAACCACAGGUUCCUUUCUUUGGGCCUCUGUUUGAUGGCGCCAUCGUCACUGGGACGCUGCUGCCAAGUUUAGUACGGGCCACCUGUAUCAAUGCCAGCAGAGCUGUCAAGUCCCGGCUGACUCUCUACCAGAGCUUCUACGAGGAGCGGGCGCUCUACUUGGAGGCCAUUGUUCAGAACCACAGGGAGGUCAUGACCUUUGAAGAUUUUGCCUCGCAGGUCUUCUCCCCCUCCCCUGGCUAUCCAAUGAGCGGGACAGCGUGCAGGCGUUGGCCGGGGAUGGUUUGGGACAUGGAGUACCCCUGGGCCAAACUGGACUGGUCCUUCACUGGCAGCACGAGCACCGAAGCCGGAAACACAGCAACCCCGACAGACUCCGUGGACCAGGUGUCUCCGACGAUGCCUCGCGCCACGAGGAACCGAGUUUCGGGAAAACUCCGCCGUUCAGCCAGCGCUAUAAGCAAAUCCUCCAACUGAGCUCUUCAGCCCGUCCCCUCUUUUCCCAGAGUGCAGCCUUUAAUCUUCUCUCGAAGAACCUCACACAUCCAGCCGUGACUGCAAGUGUUUGUUUGUUUUUCAGCCCCCCCCCACCAUCUCUUUUUAGUUUGUGUCAUAUAAACAUGUAACUUGAGCAUAUUGCAAUUUUUAAUUUAAGUGGCAAUCGUUGAUUUUUGUCUACACAUUUCAGAUUGUUGUGGUGUGCGUUAAUCGAGAUGGGCGUAAGACUGAGCUACUUACGUCCAUCCUGUUGGUUUCAGCUUAAGAAUCAGCAACAUAGGAAGGUCUGGAAGCAGUCUGUGAUACAGGUGUCAUUUUUAUUCUAAAGAUCUGGUGCACGCUCGGUGCACUAGAGAAACUGGUAAAGUUCUAACAGGGAAUGGGAGACCGCUUUACCCUGUUUCUAGAUUUCAUUCAUCUCAACACUUAAAUGUAACAAAGCACUGAAUGACACAGCUAUAAAUGGCGCCAUGCUAAAACUGCACAAGUGAUUGGUAUCCAUUUAUAAAUAUGUCUGCCUUUUUUUACCUCUUUUUUUUGCAUCUGCCGCAACCUUUCUGUGUCAAAGGUGCAGCUUCGGUUGGAAGCUGAAGUUGCCGUCCUCCCGUUGGCACCAGUUUAAGGCUUUGCGGCCUCAUCUUCCUACAGUUGAGAGAAGAAAAGACUGAUAUGUAGGGAGCGCCUCCCCUGAAAGAUUCAGUACUCACUGCACUACUGCUACUCAGACUCCCUGGUCUCCUUUAGUACACGCAGCCAGCGGAUUUUAAAUUUUUUUGAAUCCCCAGCGGACAAUCAAUGACAUCUUUCUAACGUGAGCUGAAAUGAAAUUUCUUUCUUUCUUUUUUUUUUUUUUACCACUCUCAUUUUCCUUUUUAAAUGAAUUCCAAUGGAUUGUGUCAUGAUUUGAUUUAUGCAACUGCGCUGGAAUGAGAAAAGACUGCGUUUGUAAUUGUUUUCUGAUGUCGUUAACAUGGGCUCAUGUCCGGUAAUUGAAUAAGUUCCUCCUGUCUCUUUCCUCCGCUAUCAGUUUCCCUGUCCUGUGAGGCUGAGACGUCGACAUUCCAACAUUCCCGACAGACCAACGUUUUUUUUUGCACUCACUCUCAUCAGUUAGCAUUGAAUGUUUCUCUUUAUUCUUGGAUGUAAAAUCGCUUUAAAUUUUAAUUUUGCCGAUGUUUGUUUUGUCAGGUGUACAUAGAGAGGACUGUUUGAUUAUUAAUUAUUUUUUGCUGUCGUGUCGUGUUAUGUAUUCUUGUGCAGUUUUGAAAAAAGAAAAAAAAAAUGCCGCCAGAGCCUCAGGUUGAAUCUUACCUCCAUGCACUGGUGUGUGUGUGUGUGUGUGUGUGUGUAUGUGUGAGUGAGAGUGUGAGUAUUUGAGUGUGUGCAUGUAUGUGAGUUUCUGAGGGAGCCCCUCACAGUGCCUGUGUUAUGUCUGUCCGCUGAGAUGAUGUCCCACGCCACCUCCGCCACACCCCAUAGUCAGAUUUAAGUCCACUCAUGAUCGUGUUGGGCAAACCGUGGUCUCCCUGCGUCCCACCUCCCCCGUUGUCGGCGCAAAACAGAGUGUUUUCCUUCCCCUGCGUCUCUAAAGGUCAGCGUCUCAUGCUUCCCACAAAAACAACAGAUGGAUUUGGAAUCGUGGGGUUCACUGUUUAGUCUUCAUUAUAGGUGGUGUGCUGCUCCGUCUUUUAUCUGUGAAUGGGAUCGACUGGCACCGACUCCUCCUCCUCCUCCUCUUUCCCAUGAUCCUUUACCCACGUUGCCUCCGGAGGCCACGGGAGGGGGAGGCUGGGUUUAGGUGGCAUGCCAGAGCUGAACUCUUUACAGCCCUCCUAGCAACAGGCAGGCCGACGCGCUCGCUCCUCCAACCUGCCAGCUCGGGUAGUCAUGGUAGCCAGGUGUUCCCUACACACACAAACACACACACACAUUAUAGACUCACACCCUCUGAGGGCUCCACCCAAGCUGCAACACUAUCCCCAUCUGUUGCACUACUACUAUGCCUUACUUUCCCCAUGCUCCUCUCGUCGUUUUCUUCUUCCUUCUCUCACAUCUCCCCUCCUUUUGUUUGGCCAUUAUUCCCCAAGCAGAACAUCGGGGGAAGAAUCCAAACAGCAGGAGGACUCGGAUCUGUUUUUGUGCUUUUGUUGUUUGAAGAAUGUAUAGAUCUAUGGGCCGGGUCUAUGGUUUUUAUUUUCCCCAAAGCCACUUGAAGGAACUGCCCAGGAUGUUGAUCUAAAGAUUGUAGGUUGUAGAAAAAUAUCUUGUUGAAGUGGGGGUUGUGCUCCCCUUUUUGGUGGCUUAGUAGCUGGAGGUGUUAGUCUGGACCAAGAUAAGAUUGUGUGUCUUAUAUGCUUGAAGAAAAUGAGAUAGUCUUAGUUUGUUUUUUUGUUUUGUUUUUGUUUUUGUUUUCUUCUCGUUUUAGAAAUCCUUGUACAUUGUGUCAAAUUUGAGGGCCUCAUUGCCCUCUGAAUAUAAAUAUAUUAAUGCCUGUAAUAUAAUCUUUGUAUAAGAGAAAGAGGAAAAAAAAGCUUGAAAAUUUCAUCCUUACUUGUCAACAUAUCAAACUGUUUUUAAUGACCGAAGUCCUGCUAUCUUUAUUAGAAAUGUGAAAAUUGAAACAUUUCAUUAAAUCAAUUUGAAAUUCUA